This is a messenger RNA of Acytostelium subglobosum LB1, 1218 nucleotides long. RefSeq lists its product as hypothetical. Lineage: Eukaryota; Evosea; Eumycetozoa; Acytosteliales; Acytosteliaceae. The transcript has 3 exons. Gene Ontology annotation, biological process: response to heat; protein refolding. The coding region runs from base 1 to 1218 and encodes 405 amino acids. The record is from RefSeq and is a predicted model, not a curated record. Gene Ontology annotation, cellular component: cytoplasm; cytosol. Gene Ontology annotation, molecular function: ATP binding; Hsp70 protein binding.
AUGUCUGUGGCAGAUAGCAAGUUCUAUGACUUGCUUGGUGUAGCAAGUAAUGCAUCAGAGUCAGAAAUUAAGAAAGCAUACAGAAAGUUGGCGAUAAAGUAUCAUCCAGAUAAGAACCCAGACCCUGCGGCAGGUGAGAAAUUCAAAGAGAUAACAGUUGCCUAUGAGGUGCUGUCCGACAAGGAGAAGAGGGAGAUCUAUGACAAGUUUGGUGAGGAAGGCCUCAAAGAAGGUGGUGCUGGUGGUUUCGGCGCAGGCAUCUUUGACUUCUUUGGCUUUGGAGGAGGACAAAGACGUCGUGGUCCCAAGAAAGGUGAAACAAUUCAACAUGCUCUCAAGGUCAGUCUGGAGGACUUGUAUAAAGGAAAGGUAUCGAAACUCUCCCUAAAGAAGAGUGCUAAAUGUCCCGAAUGCGAUGGCAAGGGAGCAAAGUCAGCAAACGCAAUCAAGAAGUGUGAUGAUUGUGGAGGACAGGGAGCAAAGACUCAGCUCAGACAGAUUGGACCAGGAAUGGUACAACAGGUCAGAGUACCUUGCCAGACUUGCAAAGGUGAGGGACAAGUCAUCAGUGAGAAGGACAAGUGUACAAAGUGCAAGGGCAACAGAAGCAUACCUGAGGAAAAGGUAUUAAAGGUCAACAUUGACAGAGGAAUGAGACAUAUGCAAAAGAUAGUCUUCCAGGACGAGGGCGACUUUGAGUCACCCGAUGUUAUCCCAGGUGAUGUUGUGGUGAUCUUGCAACAGAAGGAGCAUCCAGUGUUCACAAGAGAUGGAGAUGAUCUGAUCAUGGAGCAACACAUCACUCUUUUGGAGGCACUGACAGGAUUCACUUUCUACAUCAAGCAUCUGGACGAUCGUGUUCUCACCGUAACCAAUCCACCAUCAAAGGUGAUCAAACCCAACGAUAUCAAGUGUAUUCACAAUGAAGGAAUGCCCAAACCAAAGACUAUGGACAAAGGAAGACUCAUUGUCAAGUUCAUCGUUGACUUUCCAAGUGAUGGCCAGAUCACACCAGAGAGUGCCAAACUACUGGAAAAGGUAUUGCCAAAGCCCAAGCCAGUCACCAAACCAACCAGCCACGAUGGAAUUGAUGAGGAUGUUACACUCUCUGAUUUCGACCUAAACUCCAGAGAUAAGCGUGGCGGUGGACGAGGUGAGUCAUAUGAUGACGAUGAUGAGGAUGGUCAUCCACAGGGUGUAUCUUGCCAACAACAAUAA